Messenger RNA from Theobroma umbraticum, 2845 nucleotides. Its product is annotated as cysteine-rich receptor-like protein kinase 15. Gene Ontology annotation, biological process: protein phosphorylation. The record is from RefSeq and is a predicted model, not a curated record. Gene Ontology annotation, molecular function: protein serine/threonine kinase activity; ATP binding. Gene Ontology annotation, cellular component: plasma membrane. NCBI's taxonomy places the organism in Eukaryota, Viridiplantae, Streptophyta, Magnoliopsida, Malvales, Malvaceae.
AUUAUAAUUACAAUCGAACAUUCUUCAGUUAUUACAUACCGUCAACUCCACACUUUGGAGAAUUUUCCAUAAAACCCCUUAGUUUCUUUUGACAAGUCCUGACACAAUGUCAUCCAAUCUCCAUAUAAGGACUGUUCAUUUCAACGCAAAAACUCUGAAAAUCAGAGAAUAGCUUGGAAGAAAAACAAGCAGCAAAAUCCCUGUAUACCGCAGGCAGGGCAAUGGAUUCUUCGCGGCAGUUUUUCUUCUCUUCUUUAAUUGUUACAUUCCUUCUUAGUCUCACCGUUGCCGGACAAGAGCCUCUCUACCAUUUCUGUUUAGACACAAGUGGUAAUUUCACCAGAAACAGCACUUACGAGGCAAACCUCAAUCGCCUGCUGUCAUCUUUCUCCUCGAACACGGCAAAUGAUUAUGGGUUCUACAAUAUGUCAUCUGGCCAAGACUCCGAGAGAGCUAACGUAAUCGCACUUUGCAGAGGAGAUGUUAAUUCUGGUGAUUGCCUCGACUGCAUCAAUAACGCAACCACUGAGCUCAGAAACCGCUGUCCCAACCGGAAAGAAGCAGUUAUCUGGUAUGACUUUUGCAUGUUGCGAUACACAAAUCGCUCCAUCUUUGGUGUUGCGGAAACCAACCCUUCUUUCUACAUGUGGAAUCAAAACAACGUCACGGAUGUGGAUGCUUUUAAUCAGGCCCUGACUGCUUUGAUGAACUACCUAAGAACUAACGCUUCAUCAGGCACUUCCUCUCGCAAGUUUGCAACGGGUAGUAGACCAGUUACAGCUUUCCAAACAUUAUAUGCACUUGUUCAAUGCACUCCUGAUUUGACGGAGCCCGAAUGCAGCUCUUGCUUGUCUCAGGCUAUUGAAUUUAUUCCGACUUGCUGUGAUAGAAAACAAGGAGGCAGGGUAAUUAGGCCUAGCUGCAAUUUCAGGUUUGAGAUUGAACGCUUCUAUAAUGUUACUACUGCUGAUACACCAUCACUAGCAUCGCCACCGCCACCAACACCAGUAUCACCACUAUCUCCUCCGGCCUCGAACGAUACCCCAAGUACAACAGGAAAAAAGAGUAAUUCAUCUCGAACUAUUAUCAUCAUAACCAUUGCGGUUGUUGCAUUUGCGGUACUUGUCAUCUCCAGCUGCAUCUUUUUCUUUUUAAGCGUGAGAAAGUCAAAGGUGAAAGCUCAAACCCGUGAAGCAGCCGAAGAAGUGGAUGAAAUCGGAAGUGCAGAGUCCUUGCAAUAUGAUUUCAGCACCAUUAGAGCUGCAACAGAUGACUUUUCUGAUGCAAAUAAGCUUGGACAAGGUGGAUUUGGUGCAGUUUAUAAGGGCACACUUUCCGGUGGAGAAUCAAUAGCAGUGAAAAGGCUGUCUACAGAUUCUGGACAAGGAGAUCUAGAAUUCAAAAACGAGGUUCGGUUAGUGGCCAAGCUUCAGCACAGGAAUUUGGUUAGGCUCCAAGGUUUCUGCCUGGACGGAAAUGAAAGGCUUCUCAUUUAUGAGUUUGUGCCUAAUGCAAGUCUGGAUCAAUUCUUAUUUGAUCCAGUGAAGCGUGCAUAUUUGGACUGGGAAAGAAGAUACAAAAUCAUUGGAGGCAUUGCUCGUGGACUUCUUUACCUUCAUGAGGAUUCUCGACUCCGAAUUAUUCAUCGUGAUCUCAAAGCUAGCAACAUAUUAUUAGAUGCAGAGAUGAAUCCUAAAAUUUCAGAUUUUGGCAUGGCAAGGUUGUGUGCACUUGAUCAAACUCAAGGUGCUACCAGUAGAAUUGUGGGAACAUAUGGAUACAUGGCACCGGAAUAUGCAAUGCAUGGUCAAUUUUCUGUCAAGUCGGAUGUUUUUAGUUUUGGUGUACUACUUUUGGAGAUUCUGUGUGGUCAAAAAAAUACUGCUUUUCGUGUUGGGGAGAAUGUAGAAGAUCUUCUAAGCUAUGCCUGGAGAAAUUGGAAGGAUGGGACAGCAUUGAAUCUUGUAGAUCCUAUUUUGAGGGAAGCUUCAAGAACGGAAGUGAUGAGAUGCAUCCACAUUGGUCUGCUUUGUGUCCAAGAAAAUGCAGCCCAGAGACCAAACAUGGCUUCAGUUGUUCUGAUGCUUACUAGCUACUCUGUCACUCUCCCACUACCCUCAGAACCUGCAUUUUUCAUGCACAGCAACACUCAAUCAGAUAUGUUGUGGCUAAAUUCAGGGGCAACAGAAUCCACUCAAUCCAGAAAUGAAGCUGCCGCAGUCUCAGAAAAUGAGGUUUCAAUAACUGAGCCCCAUCCAAGAUAGCAAGCAGGUCACAUUUGUAAGCAUUUCUGUGUCAAAAUUCAGUAUUUGUUACUAUUUCCUCUCUCUGCAGUUUGACCUGAUUACCCUUGGACCACCCUUUUCAUGUGCUAAAUAUUCUGUGGUUAAUCAAAUCUCUAAGUUACAAAUCUCUUCUCUUCUUUAUUUUUUACGUUAGUAAGUGUUUGGAUUGUAAAUUAAGUCAACAAUUAGGUUGUUUAUUGGACUAAUCAAUAUAAAAUAUCAGGCCACGUUCUCUCCCACCAAGACUUUGCCAGCUCGCACGAAUAGUCUCAACGUAUUUUAAGUUGCGCACCAGCUUGUGCUUAGCUAGAUCAACCAAACAAAAAAAUAAAAAAAACUUGAAGCCUUCUUUGUUUGACCGGCUAUAUGAUUGAUUUUGACACGGCGCUAUAAGCCAGAAGGAAAUAAACAGAAACUUCUUUGUUCUUUUCUUAUUCAUGCACAAGGAAAUAAACUUGAAGUUUCAUGCGUAGCUUUUCCUCUUCCACCACUCCCAUCUCAAUCAACAGUCCUUUUCUUUUUGACUUUUUCAUUAUGAAUCUUCUUUUGAUCUUCCUAAG